AUGACAGGUUUUCUAUACCGAUGGCAUUCUUUACAUGAUCCUUCAAAAUGGCUUUUACCAACAAUGUAUGAUAAGGAUGAUAAUAAAGAUCUUGUAUUAAAACGACAACAAAUUGAUGAAAAAUAUUGUGGUGGACCUUGUCGUUUUAUAUUACCACUUUUUAUUAUGGAACAAGAAUCAAAAGCUCAAAUGCAUUUUCGACAAUUAGCAUUCAUGUCAGGAUUGGUGAAUCGUACCGUAGUUUUACCUAACGUUGGAGGUAGUCGAUUAGGUGCUUGUUUAGAAAAUGAUUUUGAAUUUUAUUAUUCUCGAUCAUGGGCUAUCAAUAAUCAAGAACAUUUUCAACAUAUCACUAUGUCUGAUUUUAAACAAUGGCUUUUGGAACGACAUGCCAUCGAUCGUCCUGCUACUUCUCAAUCUAUGCAUAUCCAUGUCAACUUACGUGGUCACGCCGUUGAACCUGAAAAUUGCUUUGCUUCUCAACAAUUACUCAACAUGAACGGUUUACCAGAACGACGACUUUAUUUGAAUGAAACUGCUAAUCCUCUUAGACGACUUUAUUAUGAAGAUGCUGUCAAAGACUUUUUCUUGGGAAUUUAUCGUGAUUCUGAUACUGGGGAAAGUGUUCAAGAUGAAAUCACUGAUAAAAUUGAAGUACUUGGGGUUUAUUAUGAUCGAAGAUUUCCUUUUAUCCACAACCCAGCAGCAGAAACACCAAUACCCUAUAGUGAACAAGUCAUAUCGGAAGCAGACAAGAUUGCUAAUACCUUAUCACCUUAUUGGGCUGUCCAUUGGCGUACAGAAAGAGUAGAACCAGCAUCCAAUCUAGUGGAAUGUGCUCAUACUUUGGUCGAUUAUUUCAACACCCGUGCACCACUUAUGUCAUCUCUCAAUAAUAGCUCAGCAGAAUCAACAACGGAUAAUCAACAACCCACUUUAUUCCUAUUGACGGAUUAUCCACAUGUAUUUGACGAACAAGAUGUAGAUGAUGCGAUUGCCAACAAUGGAACGAAUCCCAAGAUGCGACCAGCUUCAGCAUCCUUUUCACCACAUAGUCUUACCAUUCAUCAUCAUCUUGCUAUGCAAUAUGUUUAUCAACAUCUACAAGUACAUGUCACUCAUUUGGAUGAACAAAAUGGAUCAUCAUCAUCAUCAUCACCUGCAAAUUGGACUGUGUUACCUAUUGGAUAUGAUAUUGCUCGACAGGAUCCAGGUUGGUUGGGGAUUUUGGAUAAAUUAUUAGCAAUGCGGGCCGAUGGUUUCUUAGCUGGUGCUCCAGGGGUUUGUGGACGGAAAAGCAGCUUUACCAAUCAAAUUAUGAAUGAACGUCUGGACCAUCCUCGUACCAAUGUCAUUGAUUAUUUUGAUUUACCGAAUUCCUCUCAGCAACAACAAUAA
Molecule: messenger RNA, 1398 nt
Organism: Halteromyces radiatus
Lineage: Eukaryota; Fungi; Mucoromycota; Mucoromycetes; Mucorales; Cunninghamellaceae
Exons: 3
Coding region: 1-1398 (465 amino acids)
Source: RefSeq, a predicted model, not a curated record